Messenger RNA from Diachasmimorpha longicaudata, 6006 nucleotides. RefSeq names its product beta carbonic anhydrase 1 (gene CAHbeta). NCBI's taxonomy places the organism in Eukaryota, Metazoa, Arthropoda, Insecta, Hymenoptera, Braconidae. The transcript has 5 exons. Gene Ontology annotation, molecular function: zinc ion binding; carbonate dehydratase activity. The record is from RefSeq and is a predicted model, not a curated record. Bases 146 to 913 code for a protein of 255 amino acids.
CCGCCACUUAUGGCACAGCUGAUUGAGGAAUGGCGGAUUUAUGUUUACUCAUCAAUCCUUUCUUUACUAUCAUUUGCGAUAAACUCGUGGAAAUAGAUUGCCUAAUCCUAAGAUUAGUUAGUUAUUAUCAUUAUUUCAUAAGAGAAUGGACAGAAUAAUUAAAGGAAUAAUGAAGUACCGACAGUGUCACAGGGAAGGAAUGGUCAAACAAUUUCAAAUGGUUAGAGAUCAUCCAGAACCUAAGGCAGUGUUCUUUACAUGCAUGGACUCUCGGAUGAUCCCUACUAGAUUUACUGAAACGAACGUUGGUGAUAUGUUUGUGGUUCGAAAUGCUGGCAACGUCGUUCCCCAUUCACAACACUUUGCCGAUGAAUUGACGAUGUGUGAACCAGCUGCGCUAGAACUCGGAUGCGUUGUCAAUGAUAUUCGGCAUGUCAUUGUCUGCGGUCAUAGUGAUUGCAAGGCUAUGAAUUUACUAUAUGCUCUGCGAGAUGAGGAAUUUGCAUCCAAAAUAAAUAGAAGAAUUUCACCGCUCAGAGCCUGGUUAUGCGCCCACGCGAGCAGUAGUUUAGCAAAGUUUCAGCAACUUGAAAUUACUGGAUUCCACCAGCCUAUAAUAUUUCAAGCAGAGACACCAAUGCGAAAAUUUGUUGCUUACAUUGAUCCUGAAAAUAAAUUUGCCAUAGAAGACAAACUUUCGCAGAUCAAUACCUUACAGCAGCUCCAAAACGUCGCGUCUUAUGGAUUUUUGAAAAAAAGACUGGAAAGACACGAUCUCCAUAUUCAUGCACUUUGGUUUGAUAUUUAUACUGGAGAUAUUUAUUAUUUUAGUCGAGGUAAUAAACGCUUUGUUGAAAUUAAUGAAUUGACCGAGGGACCAUUAUUGGAAGAAAUCAGGAAAUAUUAUUCCUGAUUAAUUAUUAUAAAAAAGUAUUCAAAUUACGGGAUAGAAGGUGUAAUUAAUUUAUUUCAUAAUUUUAGUAUAUAUUUUCAUACUGCACACGACAUGUGAAACAUUUUUUGAGCGAAUCUCAGGUUUUGUGGUGGACUAUUUUCUCAAAUACUCAAAUUAAUAAUUUUCACAUAUGUAAAAAUAUCUGUAUGGUCAGUGAGCAUGAUUUGAGCAUUACUACUAGUUACGGAUGUUAUAUAUUUACAUUAGUAUAAAAAACAAAUUAAAGAAAAAAAAAUAGUUUUUAUUACAAUACAACAUUCAUUGAUUGUUCUCACUUCAAACUUUCAUUGAAUAUAUGGUAUUCAAAUCGCGAAUCUUGGGGUACACAAAUAUUUGCUCUUAUGAUUGUCAAAUAUUGCACUAAUUGCAGCUGUAUAAUGUGAUUUUAAAUAGAAGUUAAUUUAGUUCUAUAUUGACACCCAUCACAACUUGUAUUUCAUCGACAACUCUUGCCAAAAUGCUUGGAGUUAAGGCACCUGAAGGAUCUUAUUAAAUUAUCAGUGGUUAAAUUUGCCUAAUAAUUGUACGAUCGUCUAUGCAGAGUGGCCAUCUCCUUACCUAUAUGAACACCUAAGGGGCCUGUGGCGAGCGUGAACUAGAGCAUGCCACUCCCGAAAGAGAAAGCAAAACAACAAAGUGAAGGCUCAUCGUCGCUACGGAGUACCGCACACUUUACACAUCUGGUGAGUUAAUUUUUUUUUUCUUUUUUGCCAGGAAACAUGCGAAAAUUGUCGACUGGCUGAGCCCAGUGCUCGUAUUUUUUUUCUUUCUCCUUCUUGCGUUAUACGGUAAAAGUGAAGAUGCAAUAGAAAAGUCACAUGUUAUAAUGCCUCUUGAUCGUUCACAUUUUAUAAGUUAAUUUUUUUAUCACAAAAAGUUGAACGUUAUGGGAGCAUUGUCCCAGCUGAUAGUGUCGCGGAUCGAUUGACAGUUUGUCGAGUCUCAUUGCCGAAAAAAAAAAAUUUUUUUAAUGGAGAAAAAGAACCGGGUUCCACGCUCCGUCGAGUAACUCAUGAGAACGUAACGGUUUAAACCGAAUUGGAGGAAAGUGCAAGAGGUUGUCAAUAAAACUCUCCUUUUGACAAUAACCAAUCAAGAAACACUCAAUCUAUAGACAAACGCAUUGCAUUUUAGGAAUUAUAAUCGAUGAUCACUGAUACAACUCGAAAAUUUGUACACGAAUGGCCACAAAGUUGUCAAUUAAUUAUGUACAUAUGCAUGAAUUUGAAUUUUUUUAAUUAAAAGAUCAUUCAACUAAUUUGCAAUUGACGAUGCAACGAUAAAAAUAAGAAUUUUAGCUACAAAAAAAAUGUAUCUAUCAUCAGCAGUCUUGAAAUAAUUUGGAUCAGUUGGAUCAGCAGCAUCUCAGGAUGUAAUUAGGAGAAAAGGAAAAAAUUCAGAUAUUUCACGAAGGCGAAGUAAAAAUUUAAGACGUAGGUGGUCUUUGUCAAGUUUAUCCUGCGAUCUUUGGGUUAUGGAAGUUCAGGUUUACCGUCACAGUAGUAGACCGCCCCCCCCCCCCCCCAUUUUUAACAAUAGGCAUCCCGUAGACACCUUGCGUAUUUUGUGGCCAAAAAUUCCACCACCGUGACCUGAGGAACCUUGGAAAAAGGGCAAACCCGGUGAUUUAACAAUUGCCCCCGAAAAUAUUAGAAAAUGGAAUUGAGCUGUUACGGUAAUUCGUUUGAAAAAAAAAUCCGGCUUUCCUCACUUCUCCUCGUAAAUAGCGUUUCCUUUGGCAUGAGGACCUUGAGUCCGAGGUGCCACAACUACUUGAGAUUAAUAAAAAUUGCUUUUGCAAUGAAUCACAUGAGCCAAAGUUAUUAUAAAAAAUAGUAAGGAUGUCGAGACAACCGCUUUGUAGUAAGAAGAAAGGUUGAAAUUAAAAAGAGAAAGCAUUUCGAUCCGCACGGCUCGUUUGUCCCGGCGUAGCAUCACUAUCUCUCAAUCCUUUGUGGAUACUAACAACUCAUGAAAAUGACUGCAAAAUUUACAAUUGACAAGGACUUUGAAGUAGAAGUUUAACGAGCUUUAGAGACACUGCAUGAACAAUAAGAGAUACAAGGAUUCAUCACAUUGCGAUCUUCAGCUUGCACUAAUAAUUAUUCACAUAGCAAAUUAUUUCUUCCGAAUUGUUGAUUGUAUUACGCGGAAGAUAUUGGAGAAUUUGACUUUCCAAUGGAGUCACAGUUUUUAAGAAAAUCAUGCUUAAUUAUAGCGACAGCGGACUGAUUUAUUCGGAAUUAUGUUAAUAAGUUUUAGUUUUUAGGAAAUGAAAUCUUCCGGAGUAACUUUUGUAUACGUAUCUGUGAUGAUUUCUCAAUAACCCAAUCUACAUGAAUUAAGAAAUCAUUGUAAAUUAUUGAAUCUCCAUUUAUUUUUCCAAACCUGAUGAUUUAUAGGGAAAGUUAUUUUGAUGACCUCUAAAAUCUUUCCCUGAGAUUUUUGGAAGUACUUUAGAAGUAUUUUAGAUGAACUUGACAAUUUCCAUUUUUUUUUUUUUUUCAUUGAAUUUACAUGGCAAAUUUAUUCACUCAAAUUGUCACACCUGUUAGUAACAGAAAAUUCCAUGACAAUAUGGAGCAGAGAGAACAUCAGUGAAUCAUGCCUACGGAUCACGUCCCACGAAUUGGAGUUUUUGAUACAGGUCUGUGGUCAACUGACACGAUUUUUUGGAUUCAAAAGUUAAAUACGACCCAGUACAUUUUUUUUUCUCUCUCUUUCUUCCACGAGUAAACCGGUAGGAGGAUAAGGGUCUACAUGAAAAUGUAGAGCAUGAAAGACCUAGGUGAAUACGUUGAGUCUAAUGCUGAGGCCCAAAAUUUUGAGAGUAGACAAAGAUCCGUUAGACUUAACUGUUUAACGGCGCAACGUCAAGCUGGGAAUAGUGGAACUGUAACUGAUAUUUAUCUUUGUCGAAAUGUAUUUAAUAUAUCCUCAAAUGUAUUUAUAUGUGGGGAAGGGUAAGGCAGACAAAUCGCAGGUCCUAAAUUUUGGGGGAAAAAAUUGAACUCUGAAGAAUAAUUUACAAAAUUCUGGGUUCUACAGUUUUUUUCUCAUCAGCCGAAUUGUCCCUUUUUUUGCAUGGUGGAAUUUCAUUAAGUUUUAACCAAGGUGAUUUUUCAAGUCGAAUGUGAAUAUUUCAAAUGGGAAAUAACGAUUUUCAACCGGUUCUUUACCAUAAUGGCCCAUUUUGUUCUAGCUUCUCCUACAUAUAAAUCCUUCAGGGACAACCCUGUACCCAAAAUGCAAAAUGAAUGAAAAUUACUCUACAUGGCUGUUAAUACUGACACUUAUUGGGCAAGCAUAUCCAAUCAAGCGUACGUCCAUUAUCCUUGAAUUGUUUUCAAUCAAUUUUGCCUAAUGUCGUGACAAUCACAUUAUUGCAACUACGUCUCGGUGGAGCCGGAAUAUUAGUUACCAACAUACCACGAAGAUUCUCACUAGAAUGAAUUAUUGUAAUCAUACCGUAGUCAUGCCCAACUCAUUUCUAUAUUCUUACUCAUCGCGAAUGAUAAAUCCCAAUGAAUUAUAAUAGGCUGAUAGUUCCUGUAUGGCUGCUUCCCAUGGGGACCAAUUGAUAUUUCGGUACGUAUAGAAAAGUUUUUUAAACUAAUAAAGUAUGUAGAAUUGAUCCAAGUUAUGUAUUUUUCAAAUAAAUUUAUCCAUGGGGAUAGUAUCGUUGAUUCAUUCACUCGUGUCGUCACCACGUAGUGUUAUUUUAGGACCUCCUUUUUUUUCGACAACAGUCGAUCGAGCAAAUCAGAUGUGAUGCAAUGAGCAUUGGUGCGGUGAAAUUAUGCAAAAUUAAUGGUAAAAACAGCGCAUUGAAAAUGUUUUUACAAACACUGUGGGAGGAACCCGCUUGUAUAAACCACCCGAUGGCAUGCCGCAUUUUAUUCAUUCGUAUCACAUUAUUAAUACAUCUUCCAUAUUAAAAUUCAAUAAAAUAUUUUUUUUCUAUAAAAUUGUGAAAAAUAUGCGGAGUUGAGACGAAUUAUAUCGACUUAUAUUUUCAAUGACUAUUUCUAUCCUAAUCAAUUAAUUUGAAGUUAUUUAAUUAAUUUAUUGUCAAAUGACUUUUCUGUUAAAGAGCUAUGAGGACUCACACACAUCAGACUGAAAAUAAUAAAAUAAGAAUAUUCUAUAAAAUGUCUUUGCCGGGUAUUAAAAUGCACGUUCUUACACACUACUGAGCCAUGCAUUAACGAGUAUGUAUGUGGCUUGUACAAGUUCAAGAACAAUGGACGUCACGAUUUGUAAUGUAUGAUUUUGCCGGACGUUGGAGUCAAGGAGGAAACAAAUGGGGAGAUGGAGAGAAAAAAAGAGGAGGGGGACAGAGAGCUAAAUACACAGUGUCAGACGAGCCACGUAUAUUGUGGCUCGAGUUGGCUUGUGCCACUGACCUACAAACAUACUUACCUAUGUUAUACUAUGCCGGCUUGGUUUGCUCGCUUGCCUUCUUACUUGACGCUUUGCGUUUUACUAUGCCCAAUAAAUGUAAUGUAUUGGGCAAAAAAAAAUUAUCCAAACACUAAUAGAAUAAAGAUAGAGUAGAGAAAUAAUUUGCAAUGACAAAUAUAGAGGAGAUUUCGUCGUAAUUCCCCAACGAUUGAAAAAUUUCCCCGAAAGGAAGAAAUUUUUGAGAUGACUGAUAUGCUCUCUGAUUAUGAAGACAAGUUAGAAAUUUGGAGAGAUGAGGUACACAGGGUACGGGGAAGCUGCCUAACGGAGUUUUAUCCAACAGUUAGGAUAGACGAAAUACCGCUCCAACUUACUUGAGACUCCUUGUCUAAUGUUGUACUUGUAAUAAUCAAGCAGAUGAAUAUAAACCAUUUGCAUUGCUCUCAAAGUUCUCUAGUUUUCCAAGCGGCUCCGAUUUACUCUCCAUCUCCAUUGGCCCACUUGGUAAACAGGACAAAUCCACUUUUUUGCAUUGGAAUUUAUCAGCGGUAUUGGAAGGAAAUUGUGAGGGAGAAAGACGAACAAUAAAGAUGAAAUAAAUUCAAUAGCAUGGGGAUUUUGUCUGAAAAUAAUUCAGGUGUUUAUCA